Austrofundulus limnaeus is the source of this 2885-nucleotide messenger RNA. RefSeq names its product protein spire homolog 1. Gene Ontology annotation, molecular function: actin binding; microtubule binding. The record is from RefSeq and is a predicted model, not a curated record. Lineage: Eukaryota; Metazoa; Chordata; Actinopteri; Cyprinodontiformes; Rivulidae. Gene Ontology annotation, cellular component: cell cortex; cytoplasmic vesicle membrane. Gene Ontology annotation, biological process: Golgi vesicle transport; actin nucleation; intracellular transport.
AAGAAGCUUCCAGGAAAUGACUAUAGUGCGUUUUGUUUGGAGAAGAAGCUGCGCGAUCGUGAGGAGUGAUCCUCUCACACGCGCGCGCACACGCAUGUUCAAAUCACAAAGGCUGAACACACACACCGUCUUAUGACGCGCGGCGUGGCACUAAAAUGUGAACACCGGACGGGCGGGGUGGACUUGUGCUGUGUGUGUUUGUGUGUGUCGAGGGUGGGGGAGAACAACAGCGGAGCAUCAAUGCCCRCUCACAGCUCCCCUCAGAUCGGCCUGGACCUGCACUCUUCCGGCCUCGCGCGGUGCUGAGAGGAGGAUGAUGCUGCGAGGAUGACGGAGGCUGCAGCAGCGACUCUCCGGGAUGAAAAGCAGCACCGAGACACGAUGAACCCACCGGAGGAGGCCGGAGCCGAGGACCUGUCCCUGGAGGAGAUCCUGGAGCUCUACAACCAGCCCAUCAACGAGGAGCAGGCAUGGGCGGUGUGCUACCAGUGCUGCCGGACUCUGGCGGAGGCGCACCGGGGCAAGGGGAGCUCCGRGGCCGCCGGGGCAUCACCGGCUGCGGCUCCGGGGAGGAUAUCRGGACCGGGGGAUGUUAGGAUACAGAAAGACGGCUCUGUGAGGGUGGACCACCUCGACUGUGGAGGUAAAGACAGCUCCUGCACAACAACAGAGGCCAUUGAGUCUCUGGGCAUCAUGAUCUACAAAGCUCUGGACUACGGCCUGAAGGAGAAUGAGGAGCGGGAACUGAGUCCACCUCUGGAGCGUCUCAUCGAUCUCAUGACAAACUCAGCCGAGGCAGAAAAGGAGUCCUGCCCUGAUGAAGGCUAUGAGGCCACAGAAGAAGAGGACGAGGCAGAGGAUGAGCCUGAUAAUAUCUCUGAGGUUCACAACUACAGAGAUAUUCUCAAGCUUUGCAUGGUUCACCUGCCCAGUCGUUCAGAUGCUCCCAGUCACUACCAAGCAGUCUGUCGAGCACUUUAUACUGAAACCAGAGAGCUAUGGACUUUCCUGGAGAAGAUCAAGAGUGCCAAAGAGAACCUUCGUAAGAUGGAGGAGGAAUCAUCAGAGGAGCCUGUUAGAGACCUGAAUGAGCUGCAGAAUGCUGACUGGGCUCGAUUCUGGGUUCAGGUGAUGAGGGAUCUUCGUGAAGGAGUCAAACUGAAGAAGGUCCAGGAGCGUCAGUACAACCCUCUGCCCAUCGAGUAUCAGCUGACUCCAUAUGAGAUGCUCAUGGACGACAUCAGGUCCAAACGCUACAAACUUCGUAAAGUCAUGGUCAAUGAGUUCAGUCCAUACAUGGGCAGGAGGACGUCCAGCACUCUGUCUCUGAUUAACGGAUCAGCAUCUCCCAGAGCAGAGCCCUCCGGUUCUCAGUCUGUACCGCAGAGGAAAAAACUCCUGAAGGCUCCCAGCCUUGCUGAGCUGGACAGCUCUGACUCAGAUGACGAGCUGGUUGGACGAACAUCAGUGAGCAGCUCCAGUGUGGCGACAUCAGUGAUGGAUGAUACGUCCCCAGAGUCUGUGCUGGGGAAGAAAACUCCACCCAUGUUCCUGCCCAUCUCCUCCACACCUCAGCCAGAGAGGCGUCAGACCCCGCAGAGGAGACACUCCAUCGAGAAGGAAACACCCACCACUGUGCGACUGUUUCUGCCACCUUCCAAACAAAGCUCCAAAUCUCUGGAAGAGUUCUGUUUCCCUGUGGAGAGUCUGUCCCUCACCGUGGAAGAGGUGAUGCACAUCAGACAGGUGCUGGUGAAAGCAGAGCUGGAGAAGUUUCAGCAGUACAAAGACAUCUACAACGCCAUGAAGAAGGGAAAGCUUUGCUUCAGUUGUCGAACCAAAAGGUUUUCCUUUUUCACCUGGUCUUACACCUGCCAGUUCUGCAAAAAGCCUGUUUGCUCACAGUGCUGUAAAAAGAUGCGGCUACCAUCCAAACCUUACUCCAGUCUGCCAAUUUACUCCAUUGGCUCGACCAACACUCUCCCCAGAGACAGAAUAAAUGCCAUGGCUUCUGUAGGACAAGGACUCUCUGUGGCUGGGGGUCCGGGGCCGUCAGUGAUGACCAGAGAGCCUGGUGCCUCCCCAGUGUUUAAAGGAGCUACAAAAGCAGCAUCUAAAGGAGCUGGAAAGGCUACGGGAGCAGCAGCAGCUGCCAAAACUGACAAAUCCUCCGGGAGCCAACAGCGUCACGGCAUUCAAAAGACCAUGUCCAAGCUUUCGAAGCAUGGCUCUUUAAAGUCUCACGAAGAGCUGGAGCUCCCCCCGGAGCUGACAGAGGACUGGGCCACCAUGGAGGUGUGUGUGGACUGCAAGAAGUUCAUCUCUGACAUAAUCGCCUCUAGCAAGCACAGUCUGUCGCUGGCCACAAAGAGGGCUCGCUUAAAACGCAAGACGCAGUCGUUUUACAUGUCGUCCCCCAAAGGAGCGGAGGGAUACAGACCCUCAGAGCGGACGAUCAACGAAAUCUGAAACUGCACAUGCGAGGUCGAGUCAGAGAAUACUCACAAAUGACUCACAGGAAACCUGGAAACASACCACCGGAUAGCAGCAUGCUGCAGGACUGCUAUUCUUUGUAAUUUCUUUUUCAAUCUCUUUGAUUUCAAAAAACAUCCUAUAAUACCUGACCACAGACUUUUAAAUCAGACUGAACUGGAAACCCCAGCAGACCGACUUUCUCACCUCUGAUGGCACAGCUGUGUCGUUCAGCUCAGCUCUUGUUCAGUUUAAAGCACAAAAGAGAAGAAAUUCUCUUGUAAACUGAGAACGAUGCUCAAACAAACCAGAAUAUUAGGAUGUGCGUUUUAUAUGGAUUAUAAUUUUGUUUUUGUUUUUACUAACGUGUGUGUGUGUGUGUGUGUGUGUGUGUGUGUGUGUGUGUGUGUGUG